Molecule: messenger RNA, 2490 nt
Organism: Eurytemora carolleeae
Lineage: Eukaryota; Metazoa; Arthropoda; Copepoda; Calanoida; Temoridae
Product: sushi, von Willebrand factor type A, EGF and pentraxin domain-containing protein 1
Exons: 29
Coding region: 151-2490 (779 amino acids)
Source: RefSeq, a predicted model, not a curated record
CAUGGAAACAAUAUCACAGUGAACUGCACAGAAAAUCAUGAGGCUGGUGGCGAGGGAGGGAGAAUAGAGUGUAGAAACGGGACUUGGUCUCAUAUACCCAGAUGUGGACCAGCAAGAUGUAAGAGCCUACCAACCCCUCCAACCAAUGGGAUGAUCGUAUCUCCGAAAACAACACACGGAGCUGUAGGAUUAUACCAGUGUAAGGACGGAUUCAAGCUACAGGGCCGGAAUACAACAAAAUGUGAGUUUGGAACAUGGUCUGGUGUAACACCAGUUUGUCAGGAACUCUACUGCCAGUUCCCAGGAUACCUUUCAAAUGGACGUAUCCUGUUGGUUGGAAAUAUGGGUCUCUACGAUUACAGACCUUAUGUGAAGAAAAUUACAAAUGAUCGACAAAUAAUGUUUGAUUGCAACAAGGGUUUUAUAUUAUCCUUUGGAAGCCCACAGGGGGCCACCUGUAUAGGGGGAACCUGGUCCCCUGAAACUGUUCCUGUCUGUAUCCCUGAGAACCAUCCUCAUAUUAGAUGGCUUGAUAAACGAUCUAUCAGAAAAGAAGUUUUAGAGAAGUUGUUUCCUUCUUCCCUUCUUCCCUCUUCUACAUCAUCUCCAUCUUCCCCUCUUCUAUCUUCCACAUCAACCCCAUCUUCCCGUCUCCUAUCUUCCACACUAAGACCUGCUCCCCCUCUUCUGUCUUCUACAUCAUUUCCAAUAUCUCCAAUAAGAUGGAAAGCAAAUCCAUCUGAGGAAGGGAACACAAAUCUUCCAGAGGAAGGGAGAGCCGCUCUACCUGAGCCACAACUAAAACCACUCCAGACAAACCUUGCUUAUAUUCCUAGGUUUGUUGAAAAUAUUGAAAGCAAGAAAUAUCUAAAACGUGCAUUGAGACGAGUAUUAAGAAGGAAAAGAAACGUAAAUGGAUUAGAGAAGAACGAAAACAUCAAGAAGGAGAUGAAUGAUGAAGAUUGUUCUGAAUUAAAUGCUGAAAAUCUUAAUAUUGAUAUGCUCAAACAUCAGGCAAGGAGCAAUAGUACAAAAUACAAUGCUGAUGGGGUCACGCUGUACGUAUCAUGCAAAAAGGGAUUCAUCCUUAACUCAACCAGGAAUAAAAUUGAGUGUUUAUCUGGAAAAUGGAAACCCGCCAUACCAGUCUGCACCCCUCUACCCUGUACCCUUCACCAGGAUCAUAUGAUCAAUUAUAGAAGCGCAGCUACUGAAUUGAAGGCUGGAGAGAGUGUAGAGUACGAAUGCAAGAAAGGAUACAGUCCUCAAAACUCAAGUUUGCAGGUUACAUGUACAGCUGGAGCCCUUGUACCUACUCCAGUCUGCUUGGGGGAUUCAUGUACAGUACCUAAACUUCAAAAUGGAGAGUACACCAAAGAAGUAUCUGCUGGAGACAGAAUAAAGCAUGAUGUACUCCUGGAGUACUCGUGUAUUCCUGGAUACCAGAAACCUACUCCUAAUCCUUUACAGUGCAAGGGUGGUAGACUGAUUCCCUUUGAACCUGAAUGUAUUGAAGAAUCUGAUGCUGCUAGAGCCGAACCAUUAAUAUCAAAUAUGCUUGAGGAAGAGUUCUGUAAUUAUUCAACUGAAGAGGAGAAUCUUGUUGCAUUUCUUGGAGACAGGAUGCUUUCUAGCGAGGAUAUAAUACCUGAGGGUUCAAAGGUUGUAUUUCGUUGCUCUGAUAUUGGAAAAUUUAAACUGAUUGGAGCCUCACAUCUCCUCUGUAAAUCAGGAGUUCUAAGUGAAAAUGUUCCAACCUGUGAAGGAUUAAACCAGCAGUAUAAUUAUGCAGAGGAGCUCCCUCCGACAGUUUUGUUCCGUCAUGAGAAUGGUCCAAUAGCGCAGAGCAACACAGGAGCACUCCUUGUCUAUCCUAAGACAACGCUGCACAUGGAAUGCUUAUUUCAGAAGAAGAACGGUCAACCCAGAUGGAUUCCAACCAACUCUACAAAAAAGACCUAUCCUCAGGGUUGGGCUCAGGGACAUAUGAGAGACUCAACUCUAGAGUACAGAUUGAGCAUUUACCAUGCUAGUUCACAGGAUUCAGGGGAGUACACCUGUAUUACUCCACUCAACAACUCCCACUCUAUACAAAUACAGGUUGUUGCUCUAGAUUGCCCAACUAUAAACCUGACUAAUGGUCUUGUAUCCUCAACAACAGUCACAAGACUAGGAACAGUUGUUAGGUUCUCCUGUAAUAAUAGUAACAGUUUAGUUGGUGCCCAAAAUCUACGUUGUUUACCGACUGGUAAAUGGAAUGGUUUGAUCCCUACCUGUGAUCAAAUCACUUGUCCUGAUAUUAAAACCAUCAUCAAGGACCCAGUAGUAAAGAUUACCAGUACUGAGAAUGAAUCAAAUGGACGAGUGUAUUUAGCUUGCCCCAGAGGAUUCAGAAUAAAUGGAGAUACAAGAGCAUUCUGUCAACCUAAUGGAGAAUGGUCUCUUAGCUCACCCUCAACAUGUAAACCAAUCAGCUGCAGGUCAGUCUAG